Molecule: messenger RNA, 915 nt
Organism: Blumeria graminis f. sp. triticale
Lineage: Eukaryota; Fungi; Ascomycota; Leotiomycetes; Helotiales; Erysiphaceae
Source: the annotation of a GenBank genome assembly
AUAGAGGCAAAAGCUGUGUAUAAAAAUCUUGCAUUUUCCACUCUCACCACCUCACAUUCGCUCAUUCUAUUUCAUUCUUUCCAGCUUAACCCUCGUUUGUCGAGGAGCUGCCGUUCAAGCUCCACUCACUUUUAUCAACAACGCCACAGCCGCAAGAUGCGACUUCUCGGAACUCUCGCAGCUGUCCCCUGUGUCUUCUCGGUCUACGUCGCUGGGGAACAUGGGUAUCUCUGCUCGGAUGCUGAAGGAACUACAAACACAACCUAUGAUCAAGCUCUCGUGGAGAAAAGUGUGACGGAUGCAUGUCUUCCAGACAGCGAGCUGUCCGCGGCCGAACUCGCGGCAAACGUCGAGGCGAAGAAGUAUCCUCAGGUCUGGGUUGACUCGGAGGAUUAUGGCUUCAACGAGACCGUUUUACUUUGGAAAUACCAAAGAAACAGCUCUGAGUCUCUAGAAGAGGCUGAUGUCCUUGUUUUUACCAACAAAUCCUGUGACAUUCUGGGAUUACUACAGACAUCCGAUGACCAGUAUACGAUCUGCGAAGAUGUGAAGGAACAAAAUGACAAGAAAACAAGCUCGGAGAUAUUGUCUAAAAAGCCUCGACCUGGUAUCUUUAGUGGCAGAGGAGGAAUUUAUGACUUACUACCUGGACAGGAACCUCAUUUCGAUGACUUCGACGCGCAGGGGCGGCGUAUUCCAAGGCGGAUCGCGCCUCAACCAUACCCUGGACAGGGAGGUGGACCACCUCCAAGUAUGCCGGGGCCCCCGAUGGGUGGUCCUCCAAACAUGUCAGGGCCCCCGCGUGGUCCCCCUCCAAACAUGUCAGGGCCUCCGCGGGGACCACCUCCUAUGCAGGGCCCACCUGGUGGCUUCCCUCCUAAUAGUUGCGGACCCCGCGGUUGUCCACCACGUUAG